Molecule: messenger RNA, 3035 nt
Organism: Xiphophorus couchianus (Monterrey platyfish)
Lineage: Eukaryota; Metazoa; Chordata; Actinopteri; Cyprinodontiformes; Poeciliidae
Gene: tmem135
Product: transmembrane protein 135
Exons: 15
Coding region: 53-1474 (473 amino acids)
Source: RefSeq, a predicted model, not a curated record
GUCCCGCACACCUCGCAACAAGCAGAGUGUGUUUCUGUUCCGCCUCACAGACAUGGCUGCUUUAAGUAAGAUACCACACAGCUGCUACGAGGUCGGUCAUACCUGGCACCCAUCGUGUGUGCAGUCUGCCGCAGACAUCACUAAAGGGGCUCUGGAGGUGUCCUUCAAAAUUUACGCCCCUCUUUACCUGAUAGCAGCAAUUCUACGGAGAAAGAAGAAGGAUUAUUAUUUAAAGAGACUUCUCCCUGAGAUCCUGUGGUCUACCUCUUUCCUAACUACCAAUGGAAGUCUCUUCAUUGUUUUCUUCUGCAUUCUCAGGAAAUUGCUUGGAGCGUUUUACCCAUGGUCCUCGGGGUUUGGGGCAGCUUUGCCGGCCUCCUACAUCGCCAUCCUUCUGGAGCGGAAGAGCAGGAGAGGUCUGCUGACAAUAUACAUGGCAAAUCUUGCUAGUGAGACUUUGUUCCGCAUGGCAGUGACACGGGGCAUCGUCAAGCCCAUUAGACAUGGAGAGGUGCUCUUGUUCUGCAUAACUGCAUCAAUCUUCAUGUUUCUCUUCAGAAGCAACGACGGUCUUAAAGGCUUUGCAUUUUCUGCACUAAAAUUCAUUAUUGGGAAAGAAGAGAUUCCAACUCACUUUAACAUGGCAGACUCUGUUGGCACACAGCCCCCUGAAAGGCCAGAUGCCAUAGAGACCGAACAAUCACAGGUCUCAGCAGAAAAAGCCGACCACAAGAGGAAAACUCUGAUCGCCUACACCAGGAAGCUGCUGGAAUCAAUAUGCAAACAUGGUCCAAGACACAGAUGUUGUAAACAUUACCAGGAUAACUGCAUUUCCUACUGUGUUAAAGGUUUUGUCAGGAUGUUCAGUAUUGGCUAUCUUAUCCAGUGUUGUCUCAAAGUGCCCUCAGCAUUCAGGCAGAUGUUCUCCAAACCAUCUCGGCUGCCUUCUGUCUUCUACAACAAGGAGAACUUCCAGCUGGGGGCCUUUCUAGGCUCUUUUGUCAGUAUUUAUAAGGGAACGAGCUGCUUGUUGCGCUGGCUGCGUAACAUUGAUGAUGAACUUCAUGCACUGAUAGCUGGCUUCCUGGCUGGUGUCUCGAUGUUCUUCUACAAAAGCACAAGUAUAACCAUGUACCUCUUCUCUAAGUUGGUGGAGACCAUGUACUUCAAAGGCAUUGAAGCAGGCCGGUUCCCUUACUUUCCACACGCAGAUACGAUUAUUUAUGCCAUCUCCACUGCUAUCUGUUUCCAUGCUGCAGUAAUGGAAGUGCAGAACCUCAGACCUUCAUACUGGAAGUUCCUGCUGCGUUUAACAAAGGGCAGAUUUGCUCUGAUGAAUCGAGAACUGCUCGACGUGUUUGGGACAGAGGCGUCCAGGAAUUUUAAAGGGUCUGUGCCCAUGUUGGACCCUAGCUACGCCACCGUAAUCAGCCGGACUGUGCUUCCACCUGGAGGAGACGCUAAGCUUGGGUGACUUGAGGCAAAAGUCUUGAGAUAAGACAGAAAAAGACAAGAGAAAGUGGCUCGUCAGAGUUACUUAGGGCUUUGUAAAGGUGACAUAUCUGAAAAGAAGAAAUAUUGUAGCGAUUCAAAAUCUGAAGAUUGGGUCCAAGCAGGAUGUUGUGACUUUCAUUUGUGAACCGGCACAAGUAAGCAUACUGACAGUGAUCGAACACUUACAGGUAGCUGGGAAAAAUAAAUACAGAUCCAUAAUUACUUUCAAACCAUAUCAUUUAGUUUUAAAAAAUUCUAGUGUAAUUAAACUGAGCAGAGCAGAAAUCUCACGAAGACGCCCUUUUCUUUUCUGAGUUGAAGUCCAGGCUGACAUUAGAUAACCUUCAAACCUACUGACAAUCAGUCUUCAGUUAAUAAAUUGUUAUAAAUUCAUUGGUUGUUCUGCUUUGGCAAAAAGACUGCAUAUUAAAGGCAGCCAUUUUUGAAAAAUAUAUGUUAAAAAUACUUUUAUAGCUAAUAAAAGAAAUCUAGUAAAAAGUCUGUUAAACUAAUCUUUGCAUCACAUUUAAAUGUAACAAGAUUAUAAACAAAUACUUUAAAUCACCAGAGAUGUCCUCUUACUAUGUUUUGAAGGUUUCAGAAAAUCCAAUAUUCUUUUCUGGUUCAUAAAAUUUAAAGUUAAAAUAAAGGUGAAAUUUAUUUCCAGCCUACUGAACAAGGAAAUGACCAAAUCUAUAGUUUUGUUUGACAGGGAAAUGUUUAAAUAUUAGCAUAAAUUGUAUUCACAUAGAGUGAUGUAAAUAAUCUCAGUUUCAUUAUGGCCUCCAACGUUCAGCUCGUUAUUCAGGAGGACUUAUGAUAUUAGCAGUUUUAGUUUACUACAUAUAAAACACACUCAUUCAUUUUUCUGUCAUAUCUUUCAGUUUUAAGUCACCAUUCUGUUAUUUGUGACUGCAUUGUUUCAUUGGUUUUGUUCAGAUAAGGGAUGGAAAGCAAAGACUGAAUAAAAUAUGGAGAAAGUAACUUCUUUGUUAGGUACUGAUGUGAAUGUGUGCGUAUGUUGAGCUGAAAGUUUUUUUGUUUUUUUUAAAUUCCUCUUUAUUUUCAUAAAAAUAUGUUCUGAGCCAAAAGGUGCAUCAGUUAGCAUGUUUUAUCUUCCUGGACCAGAUAUUUUCAGUUUUUAGACAAGAUAGAGUAAUGGAAGAUGAUGUGUGAACAGGUAAUAUAAUUCCUUUCAUUCCAGCCAAAAAUAAUGAAUCAGAUAAUUUCUUCAUAAUUAGUUUAAAAAAAGAUCACAGGCACAUUAAUUAAAUAACUACAUGUUAGCCAGUCAUAAGAAAUUGAUAUUUUUUCAGUUUAUAAGAAUGUUUUUGAAUGCGGUUUAGUGUCACCAGAACGUUUGAGAUAUUUCAUCUAGAGUACGAAUACACCCAGUUUUCCUCAGAGUAUGAUAUAAUAUAAUCUUUUUUUUUCAGUCAACGUUUGUUUCCUGUAAACUGGAUCACAUUUACACAUGCCUGAGAUAAAAAUAAAAACCUUUAGAUGUUAUCAAAAAAAAAAUGUCACAAUAGAAACGCAAA